Molecule: messenger RNA, 1467 nt
Organism: Arthroderma uncinatum
Lineage: Eukaryota; Fungi; Ascomycota; Eurotiomycetes; Onygenales; Arthrodermataceae
Exons: 2
Coding region: 1-1467 (488 amino acids)
Biological process (GO): GPI anchor biosynthetic process; protein localization to plasma membrane
Cellular component (GO): membrane; endoplasmic reticulum
Molecular function (GO): glucosaminyl-phosphatidylinositol O-acyltransferase activity
Source: RefSeq, a predicted model, not a curated record
AUGGCGGAGAGCUACAAGGCCCGAAAGGAGGCAUUCGUCUCGAACUUAUCAGGGAGCAGUGUUUGGGAUAUCAAUACCGUGGCAGCUGUUGUUCCAAGUGCCGUGCUGCUCUGGUCUGUCCUACAAUCGCGCCGUUCUUUCUUUACGCCGUAUGAAUUACCAGCUCUGAUAACAGACUCUCUUCUCGCCGUGGGCACUGUACUAUUCGCAAUUACCUUCUACUCCUCCUCACCUAUCGUAUUGAACAUCCUACUCCUCUCUCCGGCCGUCCUUCUCCUGUUAAGCACCAAGUCAAAACCGUCACGGCAAAAGGCAAAGCCACCAGCUACAAAGUCCAGUUCAUCAGACUCCAAAAGUCAUGGCUCUGAUACUACAAUGGACGUUCUCCCCCAGCGGCCCUUUCUCACCAAUUACCGAGGGAGCUUGAUGAUCAUCACCUGCCUGUCGAUUCUAGCAGUGGACUUCAAGAUAUUCCCUCGACGGUUCGCAAAGGUGGAAAACUGGGGCACAUCGCUUAUGGACUUGGGGGUAGGGUCGUUCGUCUUCUCGGGCGGUGUUGUUUCAGCUCGCUCGGUGCUUGGAGGACACGGCUCCCAGGGGUCGUUUGCAAAGCGCUUACUUGCAUCUGCACGCCACUCCGUUCCUCUCCUGAUACUGGGUCUGAUUCGCCUGUACAGUGUCAAGGGAUUGGACUACGCUGAGCACGUAACAGAGUACGGCGUGCACUGGAAUUUCUUUUUCACCUUGGGGCUAUUACCGCCCUUUGUGGAGAUUUUCCAUGCACUCAGCAUCUUGAUUCCGUGGUAUGAGGCCCUUUCACUGAUUGUCAUCGGUGGCUACCAGGUGGCGCUGGAAUCCACGAGCUUGAAGGAGUAUAUCCUGAUCUCACCGCGUGGGCCGUCACUGCUAUCCAAGAACCGAGAAGGAGUGUUUUCUUUCAUCGGCUACCUUGCCAUCUUCCUGGCAGGUCGAGGAGCCGGGUUGCGGAUAAUACCUCGCAGGCCACGAAAGACGCUCCUCGUCCAACUGGCAACAUGGUCAGCGGCGUGGGUCGUCCUUUUCACCCUCAACUCUUCCUAUCUUUAUGGAUAUGGCGGGGGAAUGCCGGUCUCGCGCCGGCUGGCUAACUUGCCAUAUGUGCUCUGGGUUAAUGCAUUCAACUUGACCCACAUGCUGCUGUUCUGUCUUAUAGAGACCUUUGUCUUCCCGUCAGUGGCAAAGGCUUCAAAUAGAAAAGAGGAAGCGGAACAGUGUGAGUUUGCGACGAGCAGGGUCAUGAGAGCCUUCAACAAGGGUGGGCUGACGGUAUUCUUGAUCGCAAACUUGCUGACCGGCGCCGUCAACCUGGGGAUGAACACGCUCGAUGCCAGGAAGGAAUUGGCCAUGGCGGUUUUGAUGGGAUAUUCCACCAUCCUGACAGGGGUUGCAUUGGCUCUAGAUUUUUGGAAUAUAAAACUCAGGCUAUAA